Tigriopus californicus is the source of this 3615-nucleotide messenger RNA. Its product is annotated as WD repeat-containing protein 47-like. The transcript has 3 exons. Lineage: Eukaryota; Metazoa; Arthropoda; Copepoda; Harpacticoida; Harpacticidae. Bases 899 to 3166 code for a protein of 755 amino acids. Gene Ontology annotation, molecular function: protein binding. The record is from RefSeq and is a predicted model, not a curated record.
UCGAAGCGUUCCAUUCGCCUGCUUUGCUUCUUCAUUUCUCGGCUAAAGCAAAUGCACACAAACAGCUAGUGGCAUGUUCCAUUUCGGCUUUCCUUUGGGAAUCCUAAUGGUUCGCCCUGGCCAAAUCCGCCCUCGGUCGAAAGCAGCCGCGAGCGAAAAGGGCUUUGUUUUCUUUCGUUUCCUCUCUGUUCCAAGUUCCAACUCGUCCGGCAGGCUCUUGACGUAAAGCAGUUCAUCUGUCUGGGUUCACUCUGGAGGAGGGGAAGAAAAUCGGGUGUCGGGCGUGGUUGGAGCUUUUGAAGGCACAAGACUCGCAGUCCUUGUGAACGAUGUAUUUUGCCAUUGUAAGACGAACACCGCUGAGCCCACCAGGCCUACGCCUCUGAUUCGUUCCACGACGUUUGAUUCAGAUGUGUUUAGCUGAGGACUUCGUGUAAGAACUCGUAUCUGAGGGUGGAUAAUAUGAGCGUUUCGUCGCUGGAACCUUGAAUAACUUUGCAACUUUGCAGCUUUUGGACCAUGAAUGCACUUUGGGUGACAUGCCAAAGUCAACCAAUCUUCCAAAUUCGGGUGAAGAUGAAUUCCGUUCUGAACUUCCGCAGAUAACAGGAUUUUCCUUUUUUCCGGGAGAACGAUGGAAGAAUAAUGGAGUAAAUUACGGGAAUUUUCUCUUCCCGAAGACAACCCAGAGCAGUCAAGACUUCAGCUUCUGAAUGGACAACACCGUAGCUCUACGUAGAGUAGAGUCGGUAGACAGCACUGGAAGAUGAAGAAUUGAGGACUGGCUCAGAUUUGCAUCAGCCGUUCCUUGACAGGACGACCAUUGCGAAAGGGCAAUAAAUAAAGCCUCCGUCCUUUCAAUUCAGCUUCGUCAGCCUGUGAAAAAAAGACUUGAAACAUGGCAGCUUCCAUGAGCUCUUCCGGAACUCAUUUGACUCUCAAAGAAGAGGAUGUCAUCAAACUAGCGAGCGAGUUUCUGCAGAAUAGACUUCUGCACAUCUCCCAAGUGAUGCUAGAACGAGAAUCAGGAGUGAUCAAUGGGAAUUACUCUGAUGACACUCUGUUUCUCAGACAACUAAUACUGGAUGGACAGUGGGAUGACAUCAUGGAGUUUAUUCAACCCUUGGCCUCCUUGCCUUCGUUUGACUUUAAACUGUUCCAGUUCCUCAUUCUCAAAGCCAAAUUUGUUGAACUGCUCUGCAUCAAAAGUGAAGCUCCCGACGUUCCACACGAGAAUGCAGUGAAUACAGUUGUGGACGUACUCAAAGAGAUCGAACAAGUGGCCCCAUCCAAAGAGCAUUAUUCUAAUCUGUGUCUCCUACUCACCAUGAAUAAGCUCUCGGAUCAUGCUGAAUACAAGAACUGGAACCCAACCAAAGGACGGAUCAAUUGCUUCAAGGCCGUCCUACCACUGAUAGUCGAUCUUCUGGGCGGGGAAAAAGACAAGCAAAAGCGUGUAUUGGGUGAGGAAUCUUGCGUGGCCACAAAUGAUCGGUUACUUCAGCUCAUCAUUAAGGGCAUCUUGUAUGAAUCUUGCGUGGACUAUUGCCAACAAAAGGCCACGGGUGCCAAACAAUCCAACUCCAUCGACUUCACCAACAUUCUAAGUCAAUCCGAUUUCAACGACUCAGAUCUCAGCUUGCUUUCAUGGCUUCAAAGCAUCCCUCCAGACACGUUUGCUUGUCCUUUUGAGCAAAAGAGUUUGAACGUGGACGUGGAGCGAAUCAAAGCGCCAACCUUGGAAACCAAAUGGACAGAGUACAUGCUCAUUACGCCCAUUAAACCAAACAUUUUCCCUCAUUCAGCCAUGCCUAGUUCCAGACCGAAAGGGGCAGAUGUCAUGACGAAAUCACUCAGUGUGUCAAUCAUGCGGCCAAAUGGCGAGAAUGGGGUGACAGACAUGACGAAAAGCUUAGCCGGAUUUCACUUGAACAGCAAGAAAAUGAUGGAUUCGUCCGUUGACCAUCUCUUCAAGGAUGGGGAGAGCAAUCGCUCCGUUUCGAAACCCAAGCCACCUCCCCCUCCCCCACCGCCAGUGCCGUCAAAGCCAAAAAUGAUACCUCCAGACGGUCAUCACACCCCUCAGCUGAUAUCCUCCCACGAGCCAACCAUGUCACAAGCGCCCAGUCAAAUGAAAGUGGCCAUGGGCAAAAAGCAACUCGUCGGAGGCCCACCGCGUUUCUUACCCGCCAGCUCUUUGGAGGACGUGCAAGCGAUUCGUUGCGCCGAGUUCCAUCCGGGUGGGCGCGUGUUUGCCGUAGGUUCCAAUUCGAAGAUACUCCGGCUUUGUCAGUAUCCUGAUAUGAGUAAUAUUUUAGAAGACCAUGAAACAACGGAAAUUACUGUCUUGAGCAAGAGACCCAAGCACCAUAAGGGUUCCAUAUAUUGUUUGGCUUGGAACAGCACCGGAGAGCUAAUUGCCACGGGUUCCAAUGACAAAACGGUGAAGGUGGUUCGCUUCAACAACGACAAUCGGUCCAUGGAACCCCAAGCCACAGGGGAAAUCGAAUUGAAUAUGCACGAUGGAACAGUCAGAGAUGUUAUUUUCAUGUUGGAUCAUCCAGCCACUCUGAUAUCCGGAGGUGCCGGCGAUUGCAAAAUUCAAAUCACGGAUUGCAACACGGGCCAGAAUAUCCACUCCAUGAUGGGGCAUAGUGGUCACGUGCUCUCUCUUUGCACCUGGGGUGGCCCCCUGUUUGCGUCUGGCUCUCAAGACAAAACAGUCCGCUUUUGGGAUCUGCGAACCCAUGGAUGUAUCAAUAUGGUGCAAUUUCAUGGAGGGGUUGGAGGCCCGCCAUUGGGUUCACCGGUGGCGGCUUGUUCAGUGGAUCCAUCUGGUCGCCUUUUAGUCACAGGUCAUGAAGAUGCCACUUGCUGCCUCUACGAUGUAAGGGGCGGACGUUCAGUCCAAGCUUUUAAUCCUCACAACCAAGACAUUCGGUCGGUGAGGUUCUCACCCAAUGCCUAUUAUCUUCUCACGGGUGGCUAUGACAACCGGCUAAUCCUCACUGACCUUCAAGGAGAUCUGAGUCAGCCUUUGCCCAGUGUGGUGGUGGCACAACAUCAAGACAAGGUGAUCUCCGGUAGAUGGCAUCCGACGGACUUCUCCUUUCUAAGCACGAGUGCUGAUAAGACGUGCACUUUAUGGGGAUUACCUCCCAUUUAAAAGUAGCGACUCCAUUAACAUCAAGUAUCAUGUUCCCAAUCUAAUCAAUUGAUGGCAUCAGUUCCAAAAUUGGAAGGCCUUGUGCCCCACGACUCAUGUGAUAUGUCUGACAUGUCGUCAGAUUCUAGAAGUCAGAAAUGACGUAGUAAUCUUGUCCUACAUAAUCCUAAUCCACUACCAACGACUUCUCUAAAUCUUCUUCCUUUAUGCUUCACGUAGAAAUCCCUGGUUAUUUUUUUUUCAUCAAACUGGAAAUCGGAACUUCCAGGAACUAACAACAAAGAUCAGAGGGGAAAUUUGAUCCAGAAAUAUUUGACGACGAUCAACCCCGUCUUAAAUAUAACAAAUGUAGGAUUCAUUUCAUUUGUUAGUCGCCUUUCAAAUCUAUUUUUGUGCUAACCUGCACUUGCACCAUUGAGAGCUUGGUUGAAUAAAGAAACUCAAUUUCA